AUGGGUGUCCAAACCGUGCCAGAGGUCCAGCAGGAUCAGCCCCCCGAAAAGAUCAGUGGCUCAGUCAUCGCCGAGAAAUACGCCGAUGAGACGCUGCGAAUUUUUGAAGAGCAUGGAAAAGACUAUCCCCCAUUGACACCUGAGCGGGAGACACAAAUACGAAGAAAAUGCUACUGGUACGUGAUGGGGUUGCUAUCGGCCAUCAACCUCCUCUUAUUUAUUGAUAAGUCGACACUCGGAUACGCAGCUAUUCUAGGUUUGUUUGAAGAAACAGGCAUAAGUAAAGCUGAAUACAACAAUCUCGGCACCUUCUUCUACGUCGGAUACCUCGCAGCUCAAUGGCCCGGCCACUAUGCCAUGCAAAAGCUUCCCCUCGGCAAAUUCGUAGCUUCACUCGUCUUCGUAUGGGGGGUCACCAUCUUUCUCCAUUGCGUGGCCACAAAAUACGCUGGUCUUGUGGUGCUUCGUCUCUUGCUUGGUGCCAGCGAAUCUGUCGUCGUGCCCGCAAUGGAAAUGACAAUAGGGAUGUUCUUUAACCGCCGUGAGCAGUCCUUUCUGCAACCUUUCCUUUGGGCGACCUCAGCGGCGGCACCUGUCUGCGCUGCAUUCAUUUCCUACGGCUUACUUUGGAGUAAAUCUUCCAUUCUACCCUGGAAGCUCUUCAUGAUUGUCACAGGUGGUCUAUCUGUGCUGCUAUCUGGCGUAGUCUGGUUCUGGUACCCGAAUAAUCCUAGCCAAGCCAAGUUUCUGACCCUAGAAGAAAAAGUACAUGUCAUCCAGCGCGUGCACGAAUCGAGUCAGAGCUCCAUUGAGCAGAAACAGUUCAAGAAGUCGCAAUUCCAAGAAACCCUGCGCGACCCAGUAUCUUGGCUAUUCUGUCUACAGUCCUUCACACUCAUGAUGUCCAAUAACUUGACCUAUGGACAACAGAACCUGAUUACAAAGGCGAUUGGCGUGGACAGCUUGGGAUCAACCCUCGUCGCCGCUGCGGGCGGUGGUUUCGGAGUCGCAAUCUGUCUUGCCGGCACGGUUGCCCUGCGGUGGUGGCCUUCGAACCUGGCAUUUCACGGCUUCAUCUGGUGCGUUCCAGCAAUUGCCGGUGGCAUCGGCAUGGUCGCAUUGAAUUGGGACCAGAAGCUUGGUCUCUUGGCGUGUUUGCUGCUGGCGGGCCACACGUAUGGAAAUACAUACAUUAUUGCCUUGGGAUGGACUACUUCCUCUGCGGCAGGGUAUACCAAGAAACUGACCCGGAAUGUCAUGUUCAUGCUGGGGUAUAGUGUUGCCAACCUGAUUUCACCGCAGAUUUGGGUGCCGAGAGAUGCGCCUCGGUAUUAUGGUGCGUGGAUUGCCCAGAUUGUGAUUAGUUGGGUUGGCACGCCGGUGAUUUUGUUCAUCAUCCGACAUAUUUUGGUGAGGAGAAACGCGGAAAGGAGAGCGUGGGCUGAGUCGUUGACGGAUAAUGAGAGGAGGAGACUUGAGUUUGGGGAGGUAGAGCAUAAGGAUGAGGAUGGGAGUGUGACGAGGAGGGAAGUUCCUGUUGCGAUGCUGGAUUUGACUGAUUUGCAGAAUAAGUUUUUUAUUUACCCUAUUUAG
Pochonia chlamydosporia 170 is the source of this 1593-nucleotide messenger RNA. RefSeq names its product major facilitator superfamily domain-containing protein. Lineage: Eukaryota; Fungi; Ascomycota; Sordariomycetes; Hypocreales; Clavicipitaceae. Gene Ontology annotation, molecular function: L-cysteine transmembrane transporter activity. The record is from RefSeq and is a predicted model, not a curated record. The coding region runs from base 1 to 1593 and encodes 530 amino acids. Gene Ontology annotation, cellular component: membrane. Gene Ontology annotation, biological process: transmembrane transport; L-cysteine transport. The transcript is spliced from 3 exons.